Molecule: messenger RNA, 887 nt
Organism: Sebastes umbrosus (honeycomb rockfish)
Lineage: Eukaryota; Metazoa; Chordata; Actinopteri; Perciformes; Sebastidae
Product: transmembrane protein 238-like
Exons: 2
Coding region: 140-682 (180 amino acids)
Source: RefSeq, a predicted model, not a curated record
GAGCCUCACCUGCCUCACCUGACUCACCUGACUCACCUGACCGCCGCUCUGAAACCCAAUGCCGGGACACAAAGGCACCGGGCAAUAAGCGGUACAAGUCGUCAGAGAGUCGUUUAGGGUCUAUACUGUAUAUGCCGUCAUGGAACCGGAGUACCGGGGUCUGGGUCGGUGCGUGUGCUGCUUCUGGCUCGCGGUAGCCUUUGACGUGUUCGGUCUGCUCGUGCUGCUCCUCGGGGUGUUCGUCAACGUGUUCUUCUACGACCUGCUGAUCUACGCGGGAGCCAUCGUGAUCUUCCUCAGCCUCAUCUGGUGGGUGUUCUGGUACUCCGGGAACAUCGAGGUGCCUCCGGCGGAGCUGGAGGAUGAUGUGGGCUUACUGAAGAAGGACCAGGGCGGCGCUCUGAGCGGCAUCAGCGGCGCGGUGCGGCGUCUCUCCAGCCGCCUCUCCAGCGGCAUCAGGACGUCGCUCCGCAGGAACAACGGAGCGGCACCGUCCGGUACCCGCACGGGCCGCACGCAGAGGUCAACCGGAGGGCCAACGGCGGCCCCGCGGGCGGAGCAUUUGGAGGUUGCCAUGGCAACGAUUACCCCACAGGAGGAUACCCCGCACUAUGCUGUCUCAUCAGUGGAGGGCUGUGACGUCGAGAUGCCGCACACAGCUACAGAGACUUCACCUACAUAGUGGAGGCCGACAGAUAGCAGAGAGCCUGCCCUACGCUGUCUGCAGCUGUCUCCAGUUGAUGCUCAACUUUUUUUUACUAUUUGUGUGUUUAAUGUGAAAUUAUUAUUGAUUGAUGAUGAUAUCUGGAAAAUGUGUUGUUGAGUCUUUAUUACGUACUUUAUUAAAAUGUAUAUAUUUUCCUAAUAAAUGUUAUGUUUGUAAUCAG